UCACAUACCUUUACAAAUAUUACAAGUACCAUCUUGUUUUUCAGUUCUCUGGGAAAAAAAUAUAUACCAGAAUUGGUUUUGUUUUUGCAUCUUUACAUCAUGAGCUGUGAACAGAAGGAUAAAUCAAUGGCUGAGGUGUAUGAUGAAUAUGUUAGAAGUAAAGUUUGUGAAAGAGUUGCCAUUCAAAUUCCUCAGGACGAAAGUUCCUCAGGGAUUACUGAAGAAAGUGCACAUGCUAAGCAAUGGAGGAGACCAAAUCUAUUCGUGGAGAUACCUUCCAAAUCAUCGGAUGCCUCUAAUCAAGAGUCUGUGCAAGUUAAAAUGCUUUCAACACCAACGCCUACACCAAAAAGGGUGAAUUUCCUUUUGACGCCUAGUCCUAAUUCUAGAGCAAACGCUUCUCCUAGUCCCUCCUCUUGCAGAGGCAAAUCAUCCAUCAAGAAUCUUUUGUCAAGACUAAGCUUCAAAUUGCGUAAUAUGAAUUCAAAUACAGAAAAGGCAACCUUACCAGAUUCAGAUACUUCUGCCAUGGUGCUACAAGAGAAGAUGUCCAUAUCAAGGUCAUGGUCAUUCACUAAAUUAUUUACACCACACGUGAAAAGAACGUCAUCUUUACCCGUUACACCAAUUGAUCAUUCAAAUCCAGAGUCUGCUAGUGGAAGUAUCAGCAGAGCUGUGACAUUUGGUCCAAAAGAAAAACAACUGCACAUUUCUCGAUCACUUUCUCUACCGGUCAUUAACAAAGAACGACGCACUAGGAGAGUUGAAUCUUUCUUUCGAGUCAUUGCUUCAACUCCUCAUGGGAAAGAUGGGAACUCCACAGUUCCAGCUACACCACCGGCCAAAUUAUCUGAAGAUGAUGUGCCAAAUGGUGAAGAUAUACCUGAAGAGGAAGCUGUUUGUCGAAUUUGUCUGGUUGAAUUGUGUGAAGGUGGGGAAACACUCAAGAUGGAAUGCAGCUGUAAAGGUGAACUUGCUUUGGCUCACCAAGAAUGUGCUUACAAAUGGUUCAGCGUAAAAGGUAACAGAACAUGUGACGUGUGCAAGCAAGAAGUUCGAAACCUGCCUGUUACACUUCGUCGUCUCCAAAGUGCGAAUGUGGGAUCCAAUAGUUUCCAGCACUUGGAAAUAAAUGGAUACAGGGUAUCACAGGAACUACCCAUUCUUGUCAUCGUCAGCAUGCUUGCCUACUUUUGCUUUCUUGAGCAGCUUCUGGUCGGGUCAAUGGGUACUGGUGCAAUAGCAAUAUCAGUUCCGUUUUCUUGUGUACUAGGUUUGCUUUCGUCUUUGGCGUCUUCAACCAUGGUGAAGAGAAGGUUUGUUUGGGUUUAUGCAUCCAUUCAGUUCGUCCUCGUGGUAUUCUUUGCUCAUAUGUUCUACUCCUUGGUUCAUGUACAAGCUGUUCUUUCAAUUCUUCUCUCAACGUUUGCUGGCUUGGGAGUUGCAAUGUGUGGAUGUUCCAUACUUAUUGAGUUCUUUAGAUGGAAAAGGCGGAGACAAGCCUCGUUAGAUCAACAGCAGCAGAAUCCCCAGCUGAAUCAAACAGAAACAUCGUCCCACAUAAGUACUCGUCAAGAUUAUCAAGCGGAUAUAGAAAAUCCGAGGACAUUUAGUGGGAGCUAGAUAGUCAAUAAUGCUAUAGCAGCUUAUAAGGCAUUUAAAAACACAGUUGUUGUAGGGAAUGGCUUCUUGUAUAUAUCUCGACGUUAUUCAUCCUCCACUGGGAAGUAGAAAAGUUUAUUUUUGUACUGCACAAGUGUGGAAAGAAAGAAAAAAAUCCAUAAAAAGCAAAAGAAAAUUAAAGUUGUGUAAAGCAGACAGGUUAUGGAGAAUGGCUUGUUUGUGUAUAUAUUCAUGUUGCUUAUUCUAAGCACGAAAGAUAGGAGGAAGAGUGUUGGCUACGUAUUUGGCUGAAGCUAAUAACUUUAGUUCAAAU
This is a messenger RNA of Solanum dulcamara, 1936 nucleotides long. RefSeq lists its product as uncharacterized. Gene Ontology annotation, molecular function: zinc ion binding. Bases 100 to 1623 code for a protein of 507 amino acids. Lineage: Eukaryota; Viridiplantae; Streptophyta; Magnoliopsida; Solanales; Solanaceae. The record is from RefSeq and is a predicted model, not a curated record. The transcript has 8 exons.